Oncorhynchus nerka (sockeye salmon) is the source of this 1319-nucleotide messenger RNA. Its product is annotated as LIM homeobox transcription factor 1-alpha-like. The record is from RefSeq and is a predicted model, not a curated record. The annotation marks the transcript as partial. Lineage: Eukaryota; Metazoa; Chordata; Actinopteri; Salmoniformes; Salmonidae. Gene Ontology annotation, molecular function: RNA polymerase II transcription regulatory region sequence-specific DNA binding; DNA-binding transcription factor activity, RNA polymerase II-specific. Gene Ontology annotation, biological process: neuron differentiation; regulation of transcription by RNA polymerase II. The transcript is spliced from 8 exons. Gene Ontology annotation, cellular component: nucleus.
AGAGCGAACACUAACACUGUGUAGGUGCUUUCUUAAACGCAUCUCUCUCUCUCUCUGUCCCUCUCUCUCUCUCUGUCUCUCUGUCUGUCUUUCUGUCUCCUUCUGUCUCUCUGUCUCGGACUAAUAGGUGAAUUGAUAGAUAAAUGCUCAAUAACGAGGAGCAGCACUAAGAAGAGGAAUUGGAAACGCUCGAGUCGGCUGGGAAAGUUUUCUCCGGUCUUCUUCAUCCAACUCGACCAGGGCAUCAAUCCAGAAGAGAUUAGAAUGGAAUAUAUCAGAAAAUAGAUUCUAAAAUAUCGACAUAAACAGAAGAACAUCCUGAACUUUGUUGAAUGAAACUAUGGGGGAAGGAUAUCCUGCAUCUGUACUUGAUUUGACACCGACCGUGUGUGUGGGAUGCCACCGCCUCAUCCAUGACAAGUACCUGCUUAGCGUCAUUGAUGGCCUAUGGCAUGAGCAAUGCGUCCGGUGCGUGGCGUGUGGCGAUCCGCUCAAGAACACUUGCUUUCUCCGGGACCAGAAACUUUACUGCAAGCGGGACUAUGUCAAUCUGUUUGCAGUGAGGUGUGGUGGCUGUGCAGAGGCCAUCUCCCCUGCAGAGCUGGUGAUGCAUGCUGGAGCUGCAGUGUUCCACCUGGCCUGUUUCAGCUGCAGUCUGUGUUCCUGUCUUCUGCGGACCGGAGACUGCUGUGUCCUCAGGGAAGGACGGUUGCUCUGUGCUAGAGACUACAACCAGGAAGUGGACAGACCCACCUCAUCAGACUCAGGUGAAAGUGAUGAUGAGGAGGAGGAGGAGGAGGAGGAGGAGGAGAAAGGGGAUGAGGGUAGUGUGAAGGCUUCAGGCAGACGUGGCGGCGAAGCAGACGACCCUGAACACAAACGACCCAAACGUCCACGCACUAUUCUGACCACCCACCAGAGACGGGCCUUCAAAGCAUCCUUCGAAGUCUCCUCCAAGCCCUGUCGGAAGGUAAGGGAGACCUUGGCAGCGGAGACCGGUCUGAGCGUGAGAGUCGUGCAGGUCUGGUUCCAAAACCAAAGAGCCAAGAUGAAGAAACUGGCCAGAAGGCAGCAACAGCAGCAGCAACAAGAGCAGCAAGAACAGCCAGCACAUCACACUGCGCCCUCCUGUGGCAGUCUGACCUCUGACCUGAACCCUCUGAGCUUGUACCACCACGCCCAGCACCACCACCCCAGCCUCCAGCAGAUGCAGGCCCUGGCCCAGGCCACCUCCUUGGGGGUGCAGGAAUAUGACAUGGAACCCUUUAGACAGGGACUCACCCCUCCACAGAUGCCCGGGGACCACAUGCACCCCUACC